GCUUGCGCCCUCACCUGGACCUCGUGGUCGGUCCCGGUAGCGCAUGCCUUCCGCCGCGUGCGUGGCGGAAGUCGCCCGUCCCCCCCUGAGGAGCGGUAAGGCAGAAAGAGCAGUGUAUUCCGUUUUUCCCGUUCCUGUUGAACGGUGCGGGCGGAGGAGGUGCACUGACUGAUACCACCUCCACCUCCCCACCUCCACCUCCGAGAGCUGGAGGUGUAUUGAGAUCCUGGGGCUAGUGGAGCCGGAGGUGUUGAGGAUAAUAGCUUGGAGACCAAAACUCUGAUUGGAGUACGUGCCUUGAUCUUUCAACGAUCUGCACAGGGUUUUUCUUGCUAUUCGUUGGACUGUCCAUCGGGUCCGAGGCGUGCAUUUGCGAGAUGAGCGUGUGAGACACACACACACACACACACACACACACACACAGAGAUGCCGGCGCAAUUUAAGGUACCGAAUAUUCCGUAUAACGAAGAUGGGUGGGGUCCGACGAACAUACCGGAGCAGUACAAGGACGUGCCGUACGCGCCUUUCAGCAAAGGGGACAGACUAGGGCGAGCAUCGGACUGGACUAGCUCCGCGUUCCGCGGGCGGUUCGGCGACCGAGGCGGCGGACCGGGCGGGGUGAACGCGUACUUCAACUUUUUCUACGCCGACGACGAGGAGUCGUUCCACCUGGUGGAUACGAGGCCGCCGCCUCGGCCGAGGUACGGACCCCGGCGGUUCCAGAGGUUCCAGCGUCGGGAUCGCGAUGACGGAAGGAGGGACGGGGGGCGCGACACGGCGACGGAGAGGGAGAGGCACCGGCGCGAGCGCGCACAGCAGCUCCGCCGCGGCCAGUGGAACGCUUAUUGGCAGAACAGGGACCAGCCGCGCGCGGUGUUCGCAAGCUCGGUGGACAUCCGCCCGGAGUGGACGAUGCUGGAGCAGAUCCCCUUCACGGCCUUCACCAAGCUGAGCCAGGCCGUCGGCGAGGCCGAGGAUAUCACAACCUGCGGCGCCCUAGAGUACUACGACAAGUCGAUGGACAGGAUCACGCCGAAGACGGAGCGCUCCCUCGAGAGGGCGGAGAACAAGCAGUUCUUCCGCGUGACCACCACCGACGAUCCCAUCAUCCGACGGCUGGCCAGCGAGGACAUCGGCAGCGUGUUUGCCACCGACGCGAUAUUGUCCACCUUGAUGUGCGCGACGCGAUCUGUGUACUCGUGGGACGUGGUGGUCCAGCGCGUGGGCACCAAGCUGUUUUUCGACAAGCGCGAUGGCGUCUUCGAUCUACUCACAGUCAACGAGACCUCGCAAGAGCCGCCUCCUGAAGACAAGGACAGCAUCAACUCUGUGAAUGCGCUCAGCGAGGAGGCUACCUUCAUCAACCAGAACUUCUCCCAACAAGCGCUGCUCAAGGAUGGCAGACGAUUCACUUUCGAGGAGCCUAAUCCGUUUGCAGCGCCGGAGGACGACGUGGCCUCCGCCGCCUAUCGCUAUCGCAAGUGGAAGCUGGACAACGACAUCACGCUAGUGGCUCGGUGUGAGCUGGAUGCCGUGAGUGAAGUCAAGGGCCAGGAGGUGCUGCUCACAGUCAAAGCGUUGACCGAGUUUGACUCGAAGGCGUCGGGCGUUGACUGGCGGCAGAAGCUAGAGAACCAGAGGGGAGCCGUGCUGGCGACCGAGCUGAAGAACAACGCCAACAAGCUGGCAAGGUGGACUACGCAGGCGCUCCUCGCCGGCGCGGAGCAGAUGAAGCUGGGCUACGUCUCCCGGGUUCAUCCCAAGGACAAGUACAACCAUGUCAUUCUGGGGAUCCAGGGGUACAAACCGAAAGACUUUGCAAUGCAGAUCAACCUCAGCGUCAAUAACAUGUGGGGUAUCCUCAAGUACCUUGUGGACAUGUGCAUGAAGCUCAAUGAAGGCAAGUACCUUAUUGUUAAAGACCCCAACAAGCAGGUCAUCCGAAUCUACGAGGUGCCAGCAGAUGCAUUCGAGAACGACUACGCGGAAGAACCCUUGGCCGAAGAGGACCAAGUCCCCGUCGAGGCCGAAGCCAAUGUCGAGAUGUUGGAGAAAGAGGAGGAUGGCGAGAUCUGAAUCUGAUCACAGGCGGGGCAUCAAGCUGUGGCUUUUCCCGCGCGUUUGCCCUUUUUUUUCCCGCCAUUUUUAGGCUUCUCUUCUGACGAGCUUCUGGUGGAUUUCGAUCUCUCUCUGUUGCAGUUGAGAGAGAGAGAGAGAGAGAGAGAGAGAGAGAGAGAGAGAGAGAGAGAGAGAGAGAGAGAGAGAGAGAGAG
Molecule: messenger RNA, 2272 nt
Organism: Chara braunii
Lineage: Eukaryota; Viridiplantae; Streptophyta; Charophyceae; Charales; Characeae
Source: the annotation of a GenBank genome assembly